This is a messenger RNA of Mesorhabditis spiculigera, 474 nucleotides long. Lineage: Eukaryota; Metazoa; Nematoda; Chromadorea; Rhabditida; Rhabditidae. The record is from the annotation of a GenBank genome assembly.
AUGCCCCGAUUCGCUACCUUCACCCUACCAUUAUGCGCAUUUUCUAUCGUAUUAUGCCAGAAAAUUCCUGAAGUAAAUGCCCCUGGCGUUAGCACACGGUUGCCCGAAGCUAAAUGUGAUUUUCACGUCCGAGAAAAUGGGCCGGACGGGAAACUGGUGACAGGAGUAAGCCUCGACACCUCCCUCUUCUAUGACAUCACCUGCAAACCCUCAAAAGGUUUCUGUCUACGUGUGUCUAACUGUACCGUGACCGGGGAUGAAAAGGGCUCCGUCCCUUACCCAAUUAUCGACGCAAAUGGAUGCACACUGGAGGAGAGCCUGUUUGGGCAUGUUCAGUACCGAACGGACUUCCAAGCCGGCAUCGCCAACCCGUAUCCUAUUCGAUUCCGAGGCGCUUCGUCUGCUGUAAUUUUCUACUGUCAAACAACGCUUGAACCAAAGGAAGGAACCAAAUGUGAACAUUUCACGUGUAAA